This is a messenger RNA of Prunus avium (sweet cherry), 1392 nucleotides long. The record is from RefSeq and is a predicted model, not a curated record. Lineage: Eukaryota; Viridiplantae; Streptophyta; Magnoliopsida; Rosales; Rosaceae.
AUGGCCGUAAAAUUAAAUACUCUAGCUGCAAAGGAAUCGCUGAUAUACAGCAAUAGCAGGAGUUUUAAUGGAUUUGUAGCUAAAUUUUUAGAUGAAGCAGCUACAAUACUUGGAGGUGAAGAGAUGGAAGACGUUGCCACAGUAACGGACUGCUGCAGCUUCAUACAAGAAGAUCAUGGGACUUCCUGGGAUUACCUCGGUCCCAUCAAAAUCAUCGGAGUGCGAUACUAUAAUAGCCAAAACUUUUACGAUACUACGGACAUCAUACCUCUGAGGGACUCAGUCGGACAUGGGACUCACACAGCCUCCAUUGCAGCAGGUAGAGAAGUGGCAGGCGCAAGUGUCUUUGGCUUGGCUCAAGGAAUUGCAACGAGUGGAAUUCCUAAUGCAAGAAUUGCUGUGUACAAAGUUUGCUGGGCAAUGGGAUGUAGCAUUGCAGAUAUCUUGGCUGCUUUUGAUGAUGCAAUUGCUGAUGGAGUUGAUAUCAUAUCAGCUUCUUUUGGGAUGUCUGCAGCUUACACCUUCACAGACCCGGUUGCAAUUGGAUCCUUUCAUGCAUUAAAGAAAGGGAUUUUGACCAUAACUGCUGCAGGGAACUAUGGACCUCUUCGUGCUUCUAUCAGUAAUGUCUCACCUUGGCUACUUACUGUGGGGGCUAGCACUAUUGACAGGAAGUUUGUGACUCAAUUGGCUCUUGGAAAUGGAAAAACCUUCAUGGGGAGUGCUAUCAAUAACUUUGAUCUUAAAGGAGACAUGUUUCCCUUGAUUUGGGGAGGAGAUGCUUCAAACUAUCCAGUCAAUGCAAACUCCGAAACAUCAAAAUACUGCAAUGCUGGAGAUUUCGAUUCACAGAAAAUAAAGGGGAAAAUUGUUCUCUGUAACUACCGAUCAAACGAUGCUGGCAUUCUCCAUACAGAUGGAGUCGGAGUUGUAAUGCCUUUUCAAUCUGUUGACGAUCCUGACUUCUUGUUUCGCAUUGCAACAACACUCAUCAGUCCAGAAGAAAUUCCCAAAGUACCGGACUACAUUAAGACUUCCAAGAAUCCAAAGGCAACUAUUCUAGUUAUUGAAACAUGGAAGGAUCUAUACGCACCAUAUGUACCCUCUUUUUCAUCCAGAGGACCUAACCUAAUGGUGCCUGAUAUUCUGAAGCCUGAUCUGAUUGCUCCGGCUGCUGCUCACCCACGCUGGUCUCCUACAGCAAUUAAAUCUGCACUUAUGACCACAGCAUACGUUGUGGACCCAAAAAAGCACGAAAAUGAAAGAGAAUUUGCUUACGGGUUGGGUCUCCUCAACCCAACCAAGGCAGUUGAUCCUGGGCUAGUUUUUGAUGCAUCUGAGAAAGAUUAUGUUGACUUUUUUGCAAACAAAGCUACAACACCACCACGGUAA